Messenger RNA from Homalodisca vitripennis (glassy-winged sharpshooter), 1020 nucleotides. RefSeq names its product nipped-B-like protein. The record is from RefSeq and is a predicted model, not a curated record. Lineage: Eukaryota; Metazoa; Arthropoda; Insecta; Hemiptera; Cicadellidae. Bases 1 to 1020 code for a protein of 339 amino acids. The transcript is spliced from 2 exons.
AUGAACUAUGAACGUGCCGUCAGCAAGAUCAAAGUUCGAACGGAAGGGGAGAGUGUGAAGACCUUGCUGAGGACAAUUAGUUCGAGAGGAGAUAACCCGAGAGACAAGAUAGAACAGAGAGGAGAUAACCCGAGAGACAAGAUAGAACAGAGAGGAGAUAACCCGAGAGACAAGAUAGAACAGAGAGGAGAUAACACGAGAGACAAGAUAGAACAUAGAGGAGAUAACCCGAGAGACAAGAUAGAACAUAGAGGAGAUAACACGAGAUACAAGAUAGAACAGAGAGGAGAUAACCAGAGAGACAAGAUAGAACAGAGAGGAGAUAACCCAAGAGACAAGAUAGAACAGAGAGGAGAUAACCCAAGAGACAAGAUAGAACAGAGAGGAGAUAACCAGAGUGACAAGAUAGAACAGAGAGGAGAUAACCCGAGAGACAAGAUAUACCAGAGAGGAGAUAACCCUAGAGACAAGAUAUACCAGAGAGGAGAUAACCCUAGAGACAAGAUAUACCAGAGAGGAGAUAACCCGAGAGACAAGAUAGAACAGAGAGGAGAUAACCCGAGAGACAAGAUAGAACAGAGAGGAGAUAACCCGAGAGACAAGAUAGAACAGAGAGGAGAUAACCAGAGAGACAAGAUAGAACAGAGAGGAGAUAACCCGAGAGACAAGAUAGAACAGAGAGGAGAUAACCCGAGAGACAAGAUAGAACAGAGAGGAGAUAACACGAGAUACAAGAUAGAACAGAGAGGAGAUAACCAGAGAGACAAGAUAGAACAGAGAGGAGAUAACCAGAGAGACAAGAUAGAACAGAGAGGAGAUAACCAGAGUGACAAGAUAGAACAGAGAGGAGAUAACCCGAGAGACAAGAUAUACCAGAGAGGAGAUAACCCUAGAGACAAGAUAUACCAGAGAGGAGAUAACCCGAGAGACAAGAUAGAACAGAGAGGAGAUAACCCGAGAGACAAGAUAUACCAGAGAGGAAAUAACCCUAGACAACAAGAUAGAACAGAGAGGAGAUAA